AAAUACAAUCGUUAGCCGCCCCUACUUGCAUUCUACACCGCACCUCUCCUUCUCUCUUUCUCAAUCUCUCUGUUUCAAUGGCGGAUACCGGAGUUGUGACCGUUUACGGAAACGGUGCAAUCUAUGAAACGACGAAGAAAUCCCCGUUCUCCGUUAAGGUGGGGCUGGCCCAGAUGCUUCGUGGUGGCGUCAUCAUGGACGUCGUCAACGCAGAGCAGGCUCGCAUCGCUGAGGAGGCAGGCGCGUGCGCCGUAAUGGCACUCGAGAGGGUCCCUGCCGACAUCCGCGCGCAGGGCGGUGUGGCUCGCAUGAGUGACCCGCAACUCAUUAAGGAAAUCAAGCAGGCGGUGACCAUCCCAGUCAUGGCCAAAGCCCGUAUCGGCCACUUCGUGGAGGCCCAAAUCCUGGAAGCUAUUGGCAUUGACUACGUUGAUGAGAGCGAGGUUCUCACCCUUGCUGACGAGGACAAUCACAUCAACAAGCACAAUUUCCGCAUUCCUUUCGUCUGUGGUUGCCGCAAUCUGGGAGAGGCUCUGCGCAGGAUCCGGGAAGGUGCGGCCAUGAUCCGUACGAAGGGCGAGGCGGGGACUGGUAACAUCGUGGAGGCUGUUAGGCACGUGAGGUCCGUGAUGGGUGACAUCAGGGUCCUUCGCAACAUGGACGACGAUGAGGUCUUCACUUUCGCGAAAAAGAUCGCCGCUCCCUAUGACCUCGUUAUGCAGACCAAACAGCUAGGGAGGCUUCCGGUGGUUCAAUUCGCCGCGGGAGGUGUGGCGACUCCGGCAGACGCGGCUCUCAUGAUGCAGCUGGGCUGCGAUGGAGUGUUUGUCGGGUCUGGUGUGUUCAAGAGUGGCGACCCGGCUAGACGCGCACGUGCUAUAGUUCAGGCUGUGACGCAUUACAGCGACCCUGAUGUGCUGGCAGAGGUGAGCUGUGGACUGGGUGAGGCAAUGGUGGGGAUUAAUCUGAAUGAUGAUAAGGUCGAGAGGUACGCAAAUCGAUCAGAAUAGAGAUUCGAUUCUUUACAUGCCAACGCAUGCUAAGUUUGGCUUGAAUUACUUAGUUGAGAGAGCAUUUGAAUGUGCCUCUCUAUUCAAGAUAAUUGAAAUAGGUAAUUAUAAGACUUGUUUCUGGUAUUGUGGUUUUAAGAAAUUUAUUUUCGGUUCAAUAAGCAACAAGGUUAUUUUUUAUUGCAUUUUUUAUAUGCGGAAAGACGGAUGGAUUUGUUUGUCAUAAGCAUAUUAAUCACAUCAACUUCUUUUGUA
This is a messenger RNA of Tripterygium wilfordii, 1265 nucleotides long. RefSeq names its product probable pyridoxal 5'-phosphate synthase subunit PDX1. Gene Ontology annotation, molecular function: amine-lyase activity. Bases 78 to 1010 code for a protein of 310 amino acids. Gene Ontology annotation, biological process: pyridoxine biosynthetic process; pyridoxal 5'-phosphate biosynthetic process; amino acid metabolic process. Lineage: Eukaryota; Viridiplantae; Streptophyta; Magnoliopsida; Celastrales; Celastraceae. The record is from RefSeq and is a predicted model, not a curated record. The transcript has a single exon.